This is a messenger RNA of Populus euphratica (Euphrates poplar), 759 nucleotides long. RefSeq lists its product as uncharacterized. The record is from RefSeq and is a predicted model, not a curated record. NCBI's taxonomy places the organism in Eukaryota, Viridiplantae, Streptophyta, Magnoliopsida, Malpighiales, Salicaceae. Bases 99 to 662 code for a protein of 187 amino acids. The transcript has 4 exons.
UUCAGGCAACCGCACGAAAACACAGUUGAUAUGGUUGAAAUCAAACCAGAUGAAACCAAAUAGCUUCCAGCUAGUUAGCAGAAAUCAGCACAACGUUAAUGAAUGGUUUGAAAUCGAACCAAAUAGGUUCCAGCUCGCUAAAGAUUCGUCAACACUGGCCUUACGAUCUCAUCAGUAUUCUCUCCGUGAAAAUAUCACAGUUGAUGCAGGCAUAUCUCGAAAACAACACUAACAAUAAGAGACGCAACAAUGACACUGUAGGAGCACGAUCACUAACAAUCAUAGGAAAUCGAGGUCGACGAGCAAGAUGUUGUAAUUUUGAAAUGGAAGAAUCUUCUGGUAGUUUUUCUGAUGUUUCUAACGCGAAAAGGAGUACUGUUUGUUUGCACGACGCUGAAAUUAAAAUAACAAAUGGAAAAUGCUCGAUAAGAGGACAAGUAGUAUUCCUACCUGCGAAAUGCCCUACAGGCAUCUCAUUGUGUUCUUUCUCAGAACAAGAUGGUGUAAAACGUACUGAUUUUAUCAUUCCGAGAGAAGUUCCAGUUAAUGAGGUGAGCCUCAAAAUGGAUGUUGCCACCCUCCCGGCUGCCGCUGCUGCCACCUCAUGUGCUGCUGAUCUACACCCCCACACCACAAAAGGGCCUUCUAAGAAAAAUUAUUGACAGACAUCCAUCCUUCAAUAUGUUAACAAAUAAACUUUGUAAUAUUAUUUUACUUUAUGAAUUUUCAUGAAUUUUUUAUGUAUUUAUGUAAUAUUUU